Messenger RNA from Spinacia oleracea (spinach), 923 nucleotides. RefSeq lists its product as uncharacterized. The transcript has 4 exons. The coding region runs from base 19 to 636 and encodes 205 amino acids. Lineage: Eukaryota; Viridiplantae; Streptophyta; Magnoliopsida; Caryophyllales; Amaranthaceae. The record is from RefSeq and is a predicted model, not a curated record.
UCUAUGAUUUAUUAAGUAAUGGCGUUAUGUUCAUGUGAUCGUGAGUCGAAAUUACACGUAAAAAAUCCCUUUAUAUUACAUUUUCAUGUGAAAUCCUCAGUUAAUUUUGCGAAACAGUACAAGUUAAGCAACCCCAAUAAUGCCUGCAUUUACUUUACUUCUGCGUUUACUAUUCAAAACUGGUAUUUCAAGAAUUUAGCAAUGGAUUCUGGUGGAUUUUCGCGGCAAAUUACAGGAUCAUCUUCUACAAAUACACCCUCAGAUGCCCAGAUUUCUGCAACUGCUACUGGAAAUUCGAGCAAUCAGACAACAACAGUUAAUGUGUUGGAUUUUUCUCAUGGAGAACGAGAAUUGGUAAUACCUGCAUCAAGUUCUGGAAACAGACAGAUUAAUCCAACAACCUCGAUCAGGGUCAGAGAUACCGUACCUAACCAAGCUGAGGAACCAAGUGGAGAACGAGAAUUGGUAAUACCUGCAUCAAGUUCUGGAAACAGACAGAUUAAUCCAACAACCUCGGUCAGGAACAGAGAUACCUUACCUAAUGAAGCUCGGGAACCAAGGAUCUCCUAUUUUGGACCGAACAAGAAGUUGGAUAAAAUCUACGCUGAUUGGAUUGGAGAGAUGAGGAAAAAUUAAAAAUGGCGGUUUUGAAGAUUUGAAAACAGUAUAUAAUAAACAGGGUUGAGAAAUACAGUUAGUGAAAAGUGCAGUAUAAUAUACAAGAUUACAUGAGCUUUUUUCAACAAUGAGAUUGAAGCUGUAGAAGUUUAUUAGAUUUCAUUCAAGUUUUUGUUAGUAGUAUUCGGAUUAUUGAACUGUGUAGAUGUUUGUUCUGCAAUGGUAUUAGAAAUACAAAGUACAUUAAAUAUGCACAUACCAUUUUGAGAUAGUUCUUCCCAAUACAGAGGAAAUUAAUCUGAUUA